Messenger RNA from Rangifer tarandus platyrhynchus (Svalbard reindeer), 885 nucleotides. The record is from the annotation of a GenBank genome assembly. NCBI's taxonomy places the organism in Eukaryota, Metazoa, Chordata, Mammalia, Artiodactyla, Cervidae.
AUGGCGGGGCAGCCUGCGGCCCCGGCCACACCGCCGCCCAGCCGGGACCGAGCAGCGCCCAACGUGGUGGCGCGCAUCUCGCAGUGGGCCGACGACCACCUGCGCCUCGUCCGGAACAUCAGCACUGUAAUGGCCGUAGCUGGGGUAAUGUUACUUCUAAGAAGUGUUCGACUGACAUCAAAAUUCACACAUUCUUCAGAUAUUCCAGUAGAAUUUAUAAGAAAGAAUGUUAAACUACGAGGACGACUGCGCCGAAUAACUGAGAAUGGUUUAGAGAUUGAACAUAUUCCCAUUACUUUACCUGUUAUAUCUUCAUGGAGAAAAGAGCCGUGUGGUGUUUUGCUGGUUAAGUUGGCUGGAGUAGAACUUACUGAAACUGGGAAGGUGUGGUUACAGAAAGAGCUAAAACCUUCCCAAGUACUAUGGUUCCAACUUCUUGGAAAGGAGAAUUCAGCACUCUUUUGCUACCUUUUAGUGAAUAAGGGUCGAUUUUUUAGUGUGAGUCUGAAUGAAGAAAUCCUGAGAAGAGGUCUUGGCAAAACUGUUCUUGUUAAGGGGUUAAGUCAUGAUUCUAAAAUCUAUUGGAGAAUUCACAGAAAUUUACUUAAAGCUGAAUUAACAGCCUUAAAAAAAGGAGAAGGAAUAUGGAAGGAAGACUCUGAAAAAGAAAGUUAUUUGGAAAAAUUGAAAGGCUCCUGGAGAGAAAUAUGGAAAAAAGACAGUUAUUUAAAAAAAAAUGGAUCAGAUUUCAACUUGAAAAAAGAAAGUUAUUAUGACAAAUUUAAAAGGUCUUAUGAAACAUGGAAAGAGAACAUGAAUAACUACUCCUUAAUGCUGAAGUUCAGAGAACUUAUGAGUCGCAUACACUUUCGUAGAAAAGAGUGA